Trichogramma pretiosum is the source of this 1623-nucleotide messenger RNA. RefSeq names its product adenosylhomocysteinase (gene Ahcy). Gene Ontology annotation, molecular function: adenosylhomocysteinase activity. The transcript is spliced from 4 exons. The record is from RefSeq and is a predicted model, not a curated record. Lineage: Eukaryota; Metazoa; Arthropoda; Insecta; Hymenoptera; Trichogrammatidae. Gene Ontology annotation, cellular component: cytosol. Bases 159 to 1469 code for a protein of 436 amino acids. Gene Ontology annotation, biological process: L-methionine cycle.
CUUGCGCGACGAGAUACCCCUCCUCGCGAAAUUUUACCGCUUUUAAAAGCAGCCGGUCCACACGUGCGAAUUGCAUUACCUUCUGGAGACUCCGCUGGGUAACGACUCCUCGUGUAACUGACUCGUAGAAAAAAAAGUAAAACUCAAACUUACACAAAAUGACGAAACUCACCGACAAACCCGCAUACAAAGUUGCUGACAUCUCGUUGGCCGAAUGGGGCAGGAAGGAAAUCACCAUGGCCGAGAACGAGAUGCCCGGACUCAUGGCCAUCCGCAAGAAGUACGGACCCCAGAAGAUCCUGAAGGGUGCCAAAAUCGCCGGCUGCCUGCACAUGACCGUGCAAACCGCCGUGCUCAUCGAGACUCUCACCGAGCUCGGUGCCGAGGUGCAAUGGUCUUCGUGCAACAUUUUCAGUACUCAAGAUCAUGCUGCUGCCGCCAUUGCCAAGACUGGAGUGCCAGUCUACGCAUGGAAGGGUGAAACCGACGAAGAAUACAUGUGGUGUAUCGAACAAACCUUGAUAUUCCCCGAUGGCAAACCAUUCAACUUGAUCCUCGACGAUGGUGGUGAUUUGACCAACUUGGUUCACAGUAAAUACCCAGAGUACCUGAAAGAAUGUAAAGGAAUCUCAGAGGAGACUACCACUGGUGUGCACAAUGCCUACCGUAUGCUCAAGGACGGAAAACUCAAAGUGCCAGUCAUUAAUGUCAAUGAUUCCGUUACCAAGAGCAAAUUUGACAAUUUGUAUGGAUGCAGAGAAUCUCUCAUCGAUGGUAUCAAGAGAGCAACUGACGUCAUGAUCGCUGGCAAAGUUUGCGUUGUUGCUGGUUAUGGUGAUGUUGGUAAAGGAUCUGCUCAAAGUUUGAGAGCCUUGGGUGGUAGAGUCAUUAUUACCGAAAUUGACCCUAUCAAUGCUCUUCAAGCAGCUAUGGAAGGUUAUGAGGUCACAACAAUGGAGGAGGCUUCUCACAAAGGUCAAAUUUAUGUCACAACAACUGGUUGCAAGGACAUCAUCACUGGUGAACACUUUGUAAAUAUGCCAAAUGAUGCUAUUGUCUGCAACAUUGGACACUUUGACUGUGAAAUUCAAGUAUCGUGGCUUGAGAAGAAUGCAGUUGAAAAGAUUAACAUCAAACCUCAAGUAGACAGAUACAGGCUGAGCAAUGGAAGACAUAUUAUCAUCCUUGCUGAAGGACGAUUGGUCAAUCUUGGAUGUGCUACUGGUCAUCCCAGCUUUGUCAUGAGCAACUCUUUCACCAAUCAGACUCUUGCCCAGAUCGAACUCUGGACUAAGGCUGAUUCUUAUACUCUGGGUGUUCAUAUGUUGCCCAAGAAAUUGGAUGAAGAGGUGGCUGCUUUGCAUCUCGAACAUUUGGGUGUUAAAUUGACCAAGCUUUCAAAUGAUCAAGCUGAGUACUUGGGUAUUCCACAAGAAGGACCAUUCAAGCCAGAUCAUUACAGAUAUUAAGUUCGCAUGAUGUGAAUUUAACUAGCAAUAUCUUAAUUGUUUUUGAGUUAUUUUUUGAGUCAGUUGAGAAUUUUGUACAAAAUCCGGGACGGUGUUUUUCCAAAACUAAUUUUCGUUUUUUUUAUAAAUAAAAAAAUUUAAUCUAAAAGAAGAA